AUGGAUCAUCAUCAGAACCAGGAACCUGUUGUGGAGACCCAGGAUUUGUUCAAAAGGAACUUUCAAAUGCAACAACCAAGUCUGGACUCUCAACAGCAUGUACUCACUGGUCUUCAACAGAUGUCUCUGCCCAAUUCGCAACCAUCGUCGUCUUCGGUUACCAAUGCUUCAAGUGAGAGUCCCCGCUUGACUUCUCGGCUGUCUAUGUCCCACCAACGAUUACCUUCAUUACCCUCGCUUGCUCCUAGUUUGAACUCGUAUGCAUCCACGAGUCAGAUUCCGCCACCUUCGAUGACUCCGUCGCAGUAUCGAGCCACCGACGUCGAUAUCAAUCAAACUUUGAAACGUCACCAAAGCGAGACAAAUUCACUCGACCAUUUCCGAAACCCUUGGUUUGGCCAGAAGUCAAUUCCCAGACUCGCGCCUCUCAACACACAGGUGGGCCCAGAGGACUCUUACUCUCCCCUUCUAAUGCAAACCCCAACAAGACCGUAUUCUCAAGGUCUUCCAACAACAUUUGAGAACUCGGCGUCCGUUCAUCCUCAAUACCAAAUCAUUCCUCCAUCCCGGAUCAAUGCCCCUCCUCCCAUAGAUAAUUACGACCAAAAUGCUCAGUUCGGCCCAGGAGACUUUUACAGAAGACAGUCUGUGGCAGCGGGAUAUUUUUCCCGAGGUGAACCAGCUCCAAAAACGGCGCUACCGUCUUUCCCAAAAGGAGUCGACAAUGAUCCGGAAAGUCACCAACUGUACUCUCCAGCUCCAAAGUUCCGAAGAAUUGAGUCUGCUUCGAACCUCAGACCCCUCAUUAAUGCAAAACCAAAAUACAGAAGAGCGUCGUCUUCAAAGACGUUUAUCUCUCCUCUCCGAGCGCUAACCACAUCAAUUUCCGUCACAUACUCCAUGUGCAAGCCUGAGUUUGACUAUCGGUCUUCCAAGAAUCCAAAACGGGUCUUGACGAAACCUAGUCAGCCCAAGUCUAACAAUGGCAACGACAACGAGGAUAGUGACUACAUUUUGUAUGUUAAUGACGUUCUGGGAACCGAAGAGAACAGAAAGUACAUGGUUUUGGAUUUGCUGGGACAAGGAACUUUUGGUCAGGUGGUCAAGUGUCAGGACCUCAAAACCCAAGAGAUAGUCGCCAUCAAAGUUGUCAAGUCUACCCCUGUUUAUCUCAAUCAAUCUUUGACGGAAGCCAAUAUCUUGGAACAUCUUAAUAAGAAGAUUGAUCCCGAAGAUAAACACCACUUUCUCAGAUUACAGGACAAGUUUGUUCACAAGAACCAUUUGUGUUUGGUGUUCGAGCUACUGUCGUCUAAUCUGUACGAUUUAAUUCGUCAAAAUCAAUUUAAUGGACUCACCAUCAAGUUGAUUCGAAAACUGUCUGUGCAACUGCUCGAUGCUCUUUGUGUGCUGAAAGAUGCAGGAUUGAUUCACUGUGAUCUGAAACCAGAAAACAUAUCGCUUGUCUCGUUGGAUAAGCCCGAUCUGAAAGUGAUUGAUUUUGGUUCCGCAUGUCACGAGAGACAGAUAUUCUACACCUAUAUCCAGUCGCGGUUCUACCGGUCGCCAGAGGUGAUGCUGGGUCUGUCGUACUCCAGUUCGGUGGACAUGUGGUCUUUGGGAUGUAUCAUUGCAGAGCUGUUUUUGGGACUCCCGAUAUUUCCUGGAUCGUCAGAGUACAACCAACUUUACAGAAUAAUACAAAUGUUGGGGAUGCCUCCGAUCUGGAUGCUUGACAUGGCCAAGAACUCGAAGAACUUCAUGAACAAGAUCGAGCAGCCCAAUGGCAAGCACAUAUACCAACUGAAGAGCAUGGAGCAGUAUUCCCGCGAGUUCAAUGUUAAUGAGACACCUGGUAAGGACUAUUUUGAGCAGAGAUAUUUGCAAGACAUCAUAAUGAACUACCGGCUUCCGAAGAAGAACAUGACCCAGCAGAUGGUGGAUAAAGAGAUGGCACAGCGGAGAUGUCUGUCGCACUUCCUGCACGGUGUUCUGAAUCUGAACCCGCUGGAGAGAUGGACUCCUCACGAAGCUAUUCUGCAUCCAUUUAUCACGGAGCAGCCGUUUACCGGGGUUUGGAACCCGCCGUCGAAGAAUCUGGGGGUUUCUAACAGCGCGAACCUGGGAGGCUUGAAUCCCGAGGUGGUUAAGAAGCCACGGUCCAAGAGUUUUGGUAAUAUCUAA
Messenger RNA from Ogataea philodendri, 2184 nucleotides. RefSeq lists its product as uncharacterized. Lineage: Eukaryota; Fungi; Ascomycota; Pichiomycetes; Pichiales; Pichiaceae. The transcript has a single exon. Gene Ontology annotation, cellular component: nucleus; cytoplasm. The coding region runs from base 1 to 2184 and encodes 727 amino acids. The record is from RefSeq and is a predicted model, not a curated record. Gene Ontology annotation, molecular function: protein serine/threonine kinase activity; ATP binding; protein tyrosine kinase activity. Gene Ontology annotation, biological process: peptidyl-serine phosphorylation; peptidyl-threonine phosphorylation.